AGGAAAGAAAUGACAUAUUAACACAACCACAGAGGGAACGCUCAGAGUGACAUGCGGUAUAUCCUGGAGUGUAGUUACAUUUUAACCGUUAGCCAUCACAAGUUAACUGCCGUCCUUAUAAGGGACCGAGGGGCUGAAGGAUCCGGACAGAGGAGGCAUCAGGUUGGUGUAUGUUCAGGGAAAGCUGCCCGGCGUGAAGAUGAACUCCUCAGGUGACUCUGAGCCGGAGGAAACCAGCCCACCUUCAGGAAGCACCAAGAUCCUCGCAUUGACUGUGUGCUCUGCGGCCAUUGGAGGCACCUUCCAGUAUGGCUACAACAUCUCCAUCAUCAACUCUCCCACGAGCUACAUCCAGAGCUUCAUCAAUGAGACCUACGUGGAGCGUUGGGGCAAAGGCCUGGACAUGCCUCAAGUGACCCUGGUGUGGACCCUGAUCGUGUCCUUCUUCUCUAUGGGCGGUUUGGUAGGCGCUCUGCUCGCAGGGCCCAUGGCUGUCCACUUUGGAAGGAAGAAGUCUCUGCUCCUGAACAACGUCUUCCUGUUUGCCGGCACCGUGCUCGUGCUGACAUGCAGGGCGGCAAAGUCCUUUGAGAUGAUCAUCAUCGCCCGAUUCCUGGUGGGGCUGAACUCGGGUGUGAGCAUGAACAUCCAGCCUAUGUAUUUCGGGGAGAGCGCCCCGAAACACCUCAGGGGCGCUGUGGCGUUUUCCUCGGCUGUUUUCACCGCAUUUGGGAUCUUCUUGGGUCAGGUGGUGGGACUCACUGAGCUGCUGGGCUCUCAGCCACUUUGGCCCUACUUGCUUGCUAGUAACGCUUUGCCGGGGUUGAUCCAGCUGCUGACCCUACCCUGGUUUCCGGAAAGCCCCAGAUACCUACUGAUCGACCGGGGAGACCGAGAAGCGUGCCUCCAGGCUCUUGGGAGACUCCGUGGCGGGGAGCCUCCGGUCCUGGAGAUCGAGGAGCUGCUUGAGGAGCAGGAGCAGCAGCAGCAACAAUCAACAUCUUCUAAGACUGGAUCCGCAGUUGCCAAAUCGCCCUGGGCCCUGUUUAAGGAUCCUGACCUGCGACCCCAGCUCCGAACAGUCAUGUUCGCCAGUAGUGCCAUGAUGCUCUGUGGAAAUGACUCAAUCUACUUCUAUGCUUACUACAUCUUUCUAGCAGCAGGGAUCCCUCCGGAGAAGAUCCAGUAUAUCACCAUCGGCACCGGCGCAUCUGAGCUAUCUGCUUCUAUACUGAGCAACCUUCUGAUUGAACGCGUGGGUCGCAGGUACCUUCUUGUUGGUGGGUACAGUCUCAUGUCCUUCUGGUCUGUAGUCUUCACCGUCGCUCUCAUCCUCCAGAGCCGUGGAGUGGCGGGGAUGUCCUACCUCAGCAUGAUGUGCGUGUUUGCCUACAUCCUCAGCUUUGGCCUGGGCCCUGCAGGGGUGACAGGGAUCCUGCCAGCCGAGAUCUUUGACCAGGCAGCUCGCCCGGCAGCGUACAUGGUCGCCGGCUCAUUCAUGUGGAUCAGUCUGUUCUUGGUGGGAAUGCUGUUCCCCUUCAUCGUCAAAUACCUGGGGAACUACUGCUUCCUGCCUUUCCUGGUCGUGUGCUUGGGGUCCUCUGUGUUUCUGGGGCUCACCUUACCAGAGACGAAAGGCAAGACGAUGGCGGAGAUCAGUGCGGAUUUUCAGAGAAGGAACAAGUCGAAGAAAGAGAGGUCAGAGAGGCAGGUGGAGAAGCCCGUUGAGACUCAGUACAAGCUGGGUGCAGCCUGCUCCUUCUCUGACAUCAUGCAAGAUCCUGAGCCCGAACAUAAAAAUGGAGACAUCAAUUUGAAUGUUCCGGUAGAAUUGGAAAUGAAUCAGAAAGGGCCUAUUGUGGCCAGUUGAUGCACUUGAUGGGUUUGGUGUCAUUAGCUACGUCCUAUUGAAAAUACACAAAUGCGUCUAAUACACAACCAAAUAUACAAGCAUGUGGCUAACACACAACACAACCAAAUAUACAAAUGUGGCUUACACACAACACAACCAAAUAUACAAACAUGUGGCUAACACACAACACAACCAAAUAUACAAACACGUGGCUUACACACAACACAAUCAAAUAUACAAACAUGUGGCUAACACACAACACAACCAAAUAUACAAACAUGUGGCUUACACACAACACAACCAGAUAUACACAUAUGUGGCUAACACAACACAACCAAAUACACAAGUAUGAGACUAACACACAACAUAACCAGAUAUACAAACAUGUGGCUAACACACAACACAACCAAAUAUACAAAUAUGAGACUAACACACAACACAACCAAAUAUACAAACAUGUGGCUAACACACAACAAAACAAACAUGCAGGUAAUACACUCGAAACAACCAAAUAAACGAAUAAGCGCCUAACACACACACAAAAAAAAAAAACUGCCAAUACACAACCAAAUACAGAAAUUGUGCAAGUGGCACACACCACGAUAAGGAGUGUUUUCUAGUCUACACAACGCAGUGAUGAGCCCAGCUACAGAGAACUUUCACACUUAAAUUUUAGCUUAUUUUAUUUACGUUUUAGGAGUGACUAAUUUUAAUAUCUUAAAUAAGUGAAACAUUUCACAGGAAGUGUGACCCAGCUAACACACCCAUGUCAUGUGUGCUACUUGCACCACAUUUCUGCAUGUUGUGUUCUUGUGUUUUCUUAAGUACUGAGUAGCACUCUCUCUGUUAACAGAUCAGAUCAAGUGUAAUCCCUUAAAGUCAUGAUUCUACUGUUUUCCUUCAUCAGCAUGAUAUUGUAUAGAAUAUAUCAAUUUAUUUAUAGAAUAUUUUUAAGAAGGAUAUUCACAUUGUAGCAGAGUAGUUACAGACUUAUGUAUUUAACAAGUGUUAUUUAUUCUCUCCUGACCUUAAUGAAUCCUGCACUGAAUACUUUACUUCUAAUAUCAAUGAAGAGUGAAGAGAUUAAUAUGCCUUUACAACCCUGAUUCAUACCACAGAUAUCUACAUGGCUGUAUAGUAGAGUGAGUAGUUGUUGAAAUAGCAUGAAGUAACAGACUGGCAUCUUGUUGAUUACGGUAUUUGUUGUGUAAUCAGAUUUAUAUUAUUGUGUUUUGCUGACAUGUCUCUCCAGUUCAGUGAUCCCUGCUUAAGUCACAAUUUCAUGUUGACUUCACAGGACAUCUAACACCUGUAAUUUGUUUUUGUUUGUUGUUAUUCUUGUAUCAACUGGCCUGGAUUUGUAUUUUAACUAUAUUAGUUAGAUUACCUAACAUGUCAUGUUUAUCCACAUGAUGAAAUUUAUUUAUUAACAGCGUGCAUGACAAUACCUUAAUCGUGGUAGCAUUAUUUUAUUUUUUUGCACUCAAUUGCCAACGUUUUGAAUGUAGUGCUCAAUCUGGUCCAAUAGGUGUCACCAUUGUCUCUGUUCUUGACUUGCUCUCGUUAUUGCACUCGAAGAUAAAGCUGUUUAAUGUCAAGAUGAAUCCCAGAUGAAGGCGAUGACGACACUUUAAAAUUGACCAGCCUUCAGCUCACAGCCUUUCAGAGUUGUCUGUUGACCCUCUGUCGGGGUGUCUGUAUGUUUCCUCUACCAGCACGUCACUUGAGUUAAAGGAUCCCAGAUAUUUUGAUCUUAAGAUAAUAGGAAAAUGCAAAUUUAAGAAAAGUAUAUUUUUUUUGCAAAUAAUGUUUUUACCUGGAAACCUUUAUUUACAUGCUGGAUUUAAGGUUUUCUUUUUACAAAACCACUGCUGAAGCAUGUAGGAGAUGAAUUGCUGAUAUUGUACGACACUGUCUACUCUAGACUAUCUAAAGCAUGUCAUGGUACUGAGGGUUUGGUAAAAACCGCACUAUGUAAUGCUCAGGAGUGUUUUACAGUUACACGAUUUAUAAUUCUGUGGCUGUCGAAAAACUGCAAUCAUAUUUAUUCAAUGCCAAACCCAACUGAAUGUACAAUAAUAAAAUAUAUCCAACAUUC
Pleuronectes platessa (European plaice) is the source of this 3950-nucleotide messenger RNA. Its product is annotated as solute carrier family 2, facilitated glucose transporter member 11. The transcript has a single exon. Gene Ontology annotation, biological process: monosaccharide transmembrane transport. Gene Ontology annotation, cellular component: membrane. Bases 200 to 1870 code for a protein of 556 amino acids. The record is from RefSeq and is a predicted model, not a curated record. Lineage: Eukaryota; Metazoa; Chordata; Actinopteri; Pleuronectiformes; Pleuronectidae. Gene Ontology annotation, molecular function: hexose transmembrane transporter activity.